Molecule: messenger RNA, 3006 nt
Organism: Prinia subflava (tawny-flanked prinia)
Lineage: Eukaryota; Metazoa; Chordata; Aves; Passeriformes; Cisticolidae
Gene: RNF150
Product: ring finger protein 150
Exons: 7
Coding region: 950-2245 (431 amino acids)
Source: RefSeq, a predicted model, not a curated record
AUGGUUACACUGUAAUUUGGAAAAUUUCUUAGCAUCUCCUGCAGCAGUCGGGAAAAGUGGGAAAAGCAGAGCAAAACUGAAGUUGGAGCGGGGCUCGGGGGUGCCGGGCUGCGCUCCCGGGCGAUGCCGGAUCCCCGCACAGGCGGCCCCGGGCCCCGCUCCCGCCGGGUGGCGCCGCCGCGCCGCUCCCGCCGCUUCCCCCUCGGCCGGGAGCCCUUCAGCCGGGAACCCAGCCCGCCGGGAGCCCCUCGGCGGGGCCGGGCAGAGCUACCCCUCAGCUGAGAACCCAGCCCGCCAGGAAAACUCCUCUGCCAGGAACCCAGCCGGCCAGGGACCCUUCCGCCAGGAGCCCCUCCGCGGGGCCGAGCAGCGCAGCCCCUCAGCCGGGAACCCAGCCCGCCAGGAAAACCCCUCAGCCGGGCACCCAACCAGCCAGGAAAACCCCUCUGCCAGGAGCCCUUCCGCCAGGAACCCUUCCGCGGGGCCGGGCAGCGCAGCCCCUCUGCCCGGAACCCAACCCGCCAGGAGCCUGUCUGCCAGGAUCCCCUCCACCGGGAACCCCCUCAGCCGGCAGCGCGCCCGUGGGGCCGCGGCCGAGCCCGCCGCGGGAGCUGCGCCGCCGUGUGCGCGUCUGGAGCUCCCCCCGCGCCGCCCCCUCCGCGCUUCCCCGGCCGCGCUGCCAGCGGCGGGGGAGGCAGCUGUGCGGGCAGGGCGAGGGAGGGGAGGAAGGGGCAGGAGGGAGGGGGGAAGGCGGAGACGGGGCCAGCCCGAGGAAAUCAAACGGCCCCGACAUGAAUUAGGCAGCGGCUGCGGAGGGGAGGGCCCCCUCCCCCGCUCGCUGGCUGGCCCCGCACGGCGCCGGCGGGAGCAGCGCCGCCCCGCUCGGAGCGGCGGCUCGGGGCGCGCACGCACACACGGACCGGCGGCGGGAGGGCGGGGGGGCCGGCAGAUGAAGAUGGCAAUGUCUGUGAUCCAAGCGUGCCGCAGCCUGGCGCUCUCAACAUGGCUGCUGUCCUUUUGUUUCGUGCAUCUGCUGUGCCUGGACUUCACCGUGGCCGAGAAGGAGGAGUGGUACACGGCCUUCGUCAACAUCACCUACGCCGACCCGGCGGCCGGCAGCGCCGAGCUCCGCAGCGAGAAGAGCGAGUGCGGGCGCUACGGCGAGCAGUCGCCCAAACAGGACGCCCGCGGGCAGGUGGUCUCCGCCUCGCCCGCCGACAUCUACGCCUGCGACCCCGGCACCCGCUUCAACGCCCCGGCGCCGGGCAAGAGCUGGGUGGCCCUGAUCCCGCGGGGAAACUGCACCUACAAGGACAAGAUCCGCCACGCCGCCGCCCAGAACGCCUCCGCCGUCGUCAUCUAUAACAUGGGCUCCAGCAACGCCAACGAGACCAUCACCAUGCCCCACGCAGGCUUAGAAGAUGUUGUAGCAAUAAUGAUUCCCGAACCCAAAGGAAAAGAGAUAGUGAGCCUCCUGCAGAGGAACAUCACUGUGAUGAUGUACAUCACCAUCGGGACACGCAACCUGCAGAAGUACGUCAGCAGGACCUCGGUGGUGUUCGUGUCCAUCUCCUUCAUCGUGCUGAUGAUCAUCUCCUUGGCGUGGCUGGUCUUCUACUACAUCCAGAGAUUCCGCUACGCCAAUGCCAGAGACAGAAAUCAGCGCCGGCUUGGAGAUGCUGCGAAGAAAGCAAUCAGCAAGCUGCAAGUCAGGACGAUCAGGAAAGGUGACAAGGAGACUGAGCCAGACUUUGAUAACUGUGCUGUUUGUAUCGAAGGCUACAAGCCCAAUGAUGUUGUCAGGAUAUUGCCUUGCAGGCAUCUUUUCCACAAGUCCUGUGUAGACCCCUGGCUGCUGGACCAUCGUACCUGCCCGAUGUGUAAAAUGAAUAUUCUGAAAGCCCUAGGCAUUCCGCCCAACGCAGACUGCAUGGAUGACAUCCCUCCAGACCUGGACGCGUCCAUAGGAGGGCCCCCCACCAACCAGAUCACGGGCGCCAGCGACACCACGGUGAACGAGAGCUCGGUGGCGCUGGACGCGCCCGCCCGCGCCGGCGCCGCGCUGCACCUCAGCCAGGACGGGGACUCCUUCCCCCAGCCCGCCGAGGGCAACCUCAGCACCAGCAAUGAACAGGAGCCAGCAGUGAGCAGUGAUUCAGAUAUUUCACUGAUCAUGGCAAUGGAGGUCGGACUGUCCGACGUGGAGCUUUCCACCGACCAGGACUGCGAAGAGGUGAAAUCUUGAAAAACAGAGACCCACCACGAAACUCCAGGGGAGGGUCACAGGUAGGGACCGAGCCAGCUUUGUAGGAUUUGGACCAGUCAUGCACACGCCUCCAGAGCACUGUCACUCCUGCACACUCCAUCCUGGGACGGUCAUGAAAAGCAAUAGCAGCUGCUGUGUCUGCCUGGAUGCGGUUUCAUCGUCUGCACACCUUCGUUCGCUUCUCACGGGAGAUGGACGCUGCCACUUCACCCACGUGCUUGAGAGCCAGAAUGGAACUCUCCAGGGGCUCGUAAACAUGCAACUGAAAUGACAGCUUGAGUGUUUUCUACACUUGUUCAAUCCAAGUUUCGUUGGGUUUAUUUUUUGAAAAGGCGUUUGUUUAUUUUAUUUGUUUGUUUGUUUAUAGUUCGUUAUGGAUGGACACUCUGUUUUUAUUGACUGACCCCAGCUUUUUCAAGAGCUCAGUCCAGAAAUCUGAAUUCCCGUUCACUGGGCACUUCAUGAUCUGGCCAGGAUUUAUCAUUGCCUUGUUGUUUCUGCAUGAAUUACGUGUGGCUGGCUUCAGAAGGAUGAUGCACCAGCACCCUGCGUUAAUGUAACACCGGCUUUCAUUAAGUGGAAGGCUUGGAAAUGGUAUAUCCUGAAGGCUUUAAUUGUAAGGGAGCUCUGAAUUAGCAGAAUUUGGGUUAAAAUGACAUUAGUUUGUCUUUUACUUAGAGCUCUGUUCUAGACAAGUACUGUACAGUGUGAAGGAAAGAAAGAAAAGCUUAAAAGCCUCA